GUACGCUGGAGACCGAAAUUAUCCCGGAUUUCUGAAUUAUCUGGAAAUAGUCUAAACGUAUACUUGAAAUAAAUUAUGAAAACUAAAAAAACUAAAUUAUAUUCAACAUUCAAACAAAUACACAUCUAAAGCUGGGUCUGUCUGAUAUUUAUUAAUCCAUUUAGAAUUGAUAAAAUAUAUCACACUGUACCAUGUAUAUAGUAUAAUGUCAAUAGGAUGAAAAUUAAAUGAAGAAAAAUUAAGAACAUGAUUUUAUUAAAAGAUACAAGUACAAAUUAAUACACUUGUAAAGCAGAGUGUGUUUAAUCGUUAGCACUUCAAUAGAAAACUAUCUCAUUACACUGUAUGUAAAUUAAGCAACUUCAAAAACAGGCUCGCUUUACUCAAUACAGGGUACAGUAUAUUGUACAGUAUUUCCCGGAUUUUUGGAAGCUAAAUAAGAGGUCCGAUACUGCAUUACAUUAGAAAGAGAAAAUAUCGUUUUUUCCUUUUCUAAAACGAAUCAUCUUACAAAAGAAUGACAUUCCUAGCAAAAUGCGCUACACUACAGAAUCUAUUAAAAUAAUUAUACUUAAUUUACUCUGUCGUUAGAAAUAACCCUUUCUUUUUUUAAAUAUCGAACCCUUGAUGUGGAAUGAAAGAGAAAGAAAAUAAUAAUAGGAGAAGCAUCAACUCGUUGGACAUAAUGUUUAAUGUUGUAAGCGGUCUUCAAUAAUAUUUCCACAUGGUUCAAUGUAAACUACAACUUUCAGUGACAGAAUGGCAUUAAGGUAUCUUUUCAGUCAGAUGUCAUUGCAUUGCAACAGAACUAGUCCUCUAUUGCAGUUUAUGUUUCAAGCCCUUCCAAGAGGGAGUAAAAAGUAUGCACUUGAACAUCUUUCGGGUGUGCGUCUUUGUGCACAGCUACCAGCGCCAUCAGUUACAGACAUUAAAGACACUCAGAAGGCAAAUUCAAGUGCAAGUGCAGCAGAGAAAAUUAAAAACUUUGAUGAAGAGACGAAGAAGAAAUUGAAAAUUUUACAACUUGAGUAUGAAGUCAUGAAACAGCUUGGAUCUUUUAGAAUUCCAGACAACAUGACUGAUGAGCUUUGGUUGGAGAUGCUUACUUUCCCAACAGUCAGUGCCCGGAAAAGAUAUUAUCGUUACCUAAAAAAAAUUGAGGCUGCAAAACUCGGAAGACAAUUGAAGAGACAGCAGAAGCUUGAAAACAGACAGAUUAAAGAACAAGACGAACCUAGCCAGUCAAAAAAUACGAUUUUUUUGUUUAUUCGCAAAUCUACCAUGAACUCAUUCUAUUACUCACGGUUAGCCCAUGCUAUGAUGUUUGGCCAACCAAUUAUCAUUGAUAUGAGCUUUGAGAAGUACAUGAGAAAGCAAGAUGUUCAUCGACUUUGCGAACAGUUUCUUAUGGGUUAUGGAUCAAACAAGGUCCACCCAAAUCCUUUCCAUUUUGUAUUAAGCGGCAACCAAUCCAAUAGCAUGUUUCAAAAUUGCCUGGACAAUACUAGAGUCAACAAAGAUGAAGAGGAGCAUUUUCUGAUGACCAACAGUGACCAACACUAUCUGAACCUUUACCCAAAGGAGAAACUGGUGUAUCUAACGCCUGAUGCUCCGUCAGUCUUGCAGUCUUUUGACCAUGACGCCAUCUACAUUGUUGGCGGACUAGUAGAUAAAAUUGUUUCAAAACCAUUAACAAUGGCAAAAGCCAAAAAAGAGAAGCUAAAAAUGGCUAAGCUGCCCCUUGAUAACUAUGUCAGGUGGGGAUGUGGCAACAAAUCUCUGACUCUGAACCAGGUAGUUGAUAUCCUUCUGGAAGUAAAGAAGGGUAGUAGCUGGACUGAAGCCUUUCGGCAUAUUCCUCAGAGAAAAAUCCGUCAUCUGUUUAAAGACCGAGCUUUUACCAAAUGAUUGUAGGUUGUCACAUCACCAAAUUCUUUACACAUCCAAAUUUUAUUGAUCUUUGUUAACCUUUAGUCAUGGAGAAAGUAAAUUAAUCAUUCUUAUCAAGAUAGUUCGCUUUUUUUUUUUUUUUUUUUUUACACUUUAUCGUCAAUACUUGUGUUCCUGCUAACUAUGGGCAAAAUUUAGAGCUUUUCUGAAGAAUCAAUCUUCAGGUGCAGGCAUGGCUGUGUGGUUAAGAAGCUCACUUAGUAACCAUGUAGUUUUGAGUUCUGUCCCACUGCAUGGCACCUUGGUCAAGAAUCUUCCCCAUUAGCUCAGACCAACCAGUGCCUUGUGAGUGACUUUGGUAAAUGGAAACUGUGUGGAAGCCUGUCCUGUGUGUGUGUCUCUCUGUUUAUGUUUGUUCCCCUACCACCAUUUGACAACCAGUGUUGGUUUGUUUACAACCCUAUUACUUAGCUCUACAGAAUAAGUACCAGACUUUUUAAAAAACAUACUGGGGUUGAUUUGAUCAACUGAACCUAACAAGGUGGCACUCCCCUAAGAUUGUUCAUGAAAAUGUAACUAUGGAAAAGCCUUUCAAAUGGUAAGUAAAACAACAAAAAAACGUGUGUGAUUAUAUUGAUAAAACAAAUCUUGUUUACAAUAAUUUAUACAAAAUUUUGUUGCUGCACUCUAUCAUCAUCGUUUAAUCUCCACUUACCAUGCUGGCAUGAGAUGGACUGUUUGGCUGGAAACUGGAAAGCCAGCAGGGCUGCACCAGGUUUUUUUAAAACUGAGAAAUGAACCCUGCGAGGUGGGGUUAGCUGUUACAGCAAGUGUUGCAGGCACAGCUAAGCACACCAUUCAGACUGGAGUGUGCAUUACUUUUCUUUUUCUGUGUUUCCUUGUUGAAGUAAUUCUAAGCUUUUUUUUUUUCUCUCGAUAAUUUAAUCUUUUAUAUUUCAAAUUUUUUUCUUUCUUUUCUUUCUGUAAAAAUAUUUUUGCUAAAUAAAAAUUUUGUUGUUACUGA
Octopus bimaculoides (California two-spot octopus) is the source of this 2914-nucleotide messenger RNA. RefSeq names its product mitochondrial ribonuclease P protein 1 homolog. The record is from RefSeq and is a predicted model, not a curated record. NCBI's taxonomy places the organism in Eukaryota, Metazoa, Mollusca, Cephalopoda, Octopoda, Octopodidae. Gene Ontology annotation, biological process: positive regulation of mitochondrial translation; mitochondrial tRNA 5'-end processing. Gene Ontology annotation, cellular component: nucleoplasm; mitochondrion; nucleus. Gene Ontology annotation, molecular function: tRNA binding.